This is a messenger RNA of Penicillium maclennaniae, 2010 nucleotides long. RefSeq names its product amidase family protein. NCBI's taxonomy places the organism in Eukaryota, Fungi, Ascomycota, Eurotiomycetes, Eurotiales, Aspergillaceae. The transcript has a single exon. The record is from RefSeq and is a predicted model, not a curated record. Bases 1 to 2010 code for a protein of 669 amino acids.
AUGGCUGAAUCUUUCAACCUGCUCGAUGCAAGCAUUUCCGACCUGCAAGAUGCACUCUCAUCUGGGAGACUCACAAGCGUGGACCUUGUUUCGCGGUAUUUACGAAGAAUCAGUAUCUACGACGCCAAUGGCCUUAAGCUAAGCGCAAUUCCAAUCCUCAAUCCAUCUGUCUUCGACGAGGCUGCGGCAUCUGAUGCACGUCGGGCAAAUGGAUUCCCUCCACGACCACUCGAGGGGAUUCCCUACUUGGUAAAAGACAACAUCAAAGUCAAAGGCAUGACCGUUGCGAAUGGCUCGCCGGCCUUUGAGAAUCUCAUUGCGAACGAAGAUGCAGCCUGUGUGCAGCUGCUUAGGAAUGCAGGCGCCGUGCUACUCGGCCGCACGAACAUGCCCGCGAUGGCGUAUGGCGGAAUGCAGCGCGGUAUCUGGGGUCGUGCUGAAAGUCCCUAUAAUGGAGAAUACCUUGCGGCAGCAUAUGCCUCUGGAUCCUCGAAUGGGUCGGCUGUCGCCACGACUGCGAAUCUGUGCGCGUUUUCUCUCGGAACGGAAACCGUCUCGUCUGGUCGCUCGCCGGCUUCAAAUAAUGCCAUCGUUGCAUAUACGCCGUCCAAGGGCCUUUUGCCGCUUCGUGGAGUCUUUCCGCUUUAUCCGACCUGUGAUGUCCUCGUGCCUCACACUCGGACUGUCGCUGAUUUAUUCCACGUCCUCGAUGUCUUGGCUGUUGCUGAUCCGACUCCAAGGGGGGAUUUUUACAAUGAGCAGAAAAUCAUUUCGAUUCCUUCUAUUACUGAUAUUCGACCCGGGUCGUUCUCAGCAUUGAUGGAGACUUCCGCUCUAAGGGGCAAACGCAUUGGCGUCUCAUUGAUGUAUAUUGGAGGCGACGACUCCUCUGUUUCACCGAUUAGCAAAGUGCAAACGCGCGAAUCGGUUAUCAAACUGUGGAAGAACGCUCGAAAGACAUUAGAAGCAUGCGGUGCUGAAGUGAUCGAAACCAACUUCCCCCUCGUAACAGAAUACGAAGCCAACGCUGCUUCAGGACAGCUCGUCACCGUCACCAACCUCCCGGAUGGCUGGGCCGGUAAAGAACGGUGCGAAGUUGUAUCACACGCAUGGGACGAUUUCCUCGUUGCAAACGGCCAGAAAGGUCUCAAUUCUUUAACCCUCGUCGAUCCAGACACCAUCUUCCCACUUGCUCCUGGCUCAUUACUCGGUACCCCAGAGGUCGCGAAUAAGCCGCGAUGGGGCGAAAUAGUCCAGUAUCCUCACACAAAACCCUCCUCCAUUUUCGAAAUUCCAGGUAUGAAGCAAGCGAUCCAAGCACUAGAAGAUGCUCGAAAAGAAACAUUUGAGAAUUGGAUGGAUCAGCUGGGCCUAGAUGCAGUCGUCUUUCCGUCCACUGCAGAUGUUGGCGCCGCGAAUGCAGACGUCAACAAGGAGGCGUCAAUAUUUGCCUGGAGCAACGGCGUCAAAUACUCAAAUGGAAAUCGACCCAUUCGCCACCUUGGGGUGCCUACCAUUUCAGUUCCAAUGGGUGUGAUGGAGGAUACCAAGAUGCCAGUCAAUCUCACUUUCGCUGGGAAAGCGUAUGAAGACAAUUGUCUCCUGAAGUAUGGGUAUGCCUAUGAGAUGGCAUCGAAGUGCCGUGUUCUGCCGCCUCUUGUGCCGGCUCUUGACUCGGAUUGCAUCUUGGGCGGGAAGAGCUUGUCUCAUCAUGGUCUGGAGCUUGUGGUGGAGACGCAGGUCAAGAAGGUUCGUGGUUCGGAUGUAGUGGCUCAGAUUGAGGGCUCUUCGAAGGGCGCCGUGUUGAAAAGUGUCGCGUGCUAUGUCAAUGGGCACCCGUGUGAUACUGUCCUGGUUCAUGGGAAAUGGUCAGCGAGGACUUCAUACCCGGUGUCUGAUCGAGAUGGGAAGUGGGAGAAAUGGGCGAGUCCUGCACUGAAGCAGACUAUUGUCGUGGUGAUCGGGUAUACAGAAGGUGGCUCGUCAGCUGGGAAGCUCGUUCUUCUCUGA